Messenger RNA from Cavenderia fasciculata, 2574 nucleotides. It is a transcript of the gene iksA, whose product is annotated as putative protein kinase. Gene Ontology annotation, molecular function: ATP binding; protein kinase activity. Gene Ontology annotation, biological process: protein phosphorylation. The coding region runs from base 1 to 2574 and encodes 857 amino acids. NCBI's taxonomy places the organism in Eukaryota, Evosea, Eumycetozoa, Acytosteliales, Cavenderiaceae. The record is from RefSeq and is a predicted model, not a curated record. The transcript has 4 exons.
AUGACACACCCUGAUCUUGGAAUCACGACAACAUCAUCAUCAUCAUCAUCAUCGAAUAAUACUAAUAAUAAUCAACAACAACUAGUUAUUUAUCAUGAUAAUCUUCAAGUCAUAUUACAUAAUGAAGAUAUUGAUAAAAUAGUAUUGUGGGAUGCUAAUAAUAAGAGAUUGGUCGUUCGAAACACACCAUCUAGUAUAGGUUCAGGCUCAACUGUCACUACUACUACAACCACCACUACUACUGCUUCAACUAAUACUGGUAGUAGUAGUAGCAGCAGUAGCAGUAGCAAUAGUUUUGGAAGUUUAGUCAUAUCUCCGCCACCCGUACAACAACUACCACCUCCUCAACAACAAUCAAAUGUUUCUUCAUCCAUAACCUCUACGUCGUCAUCAUCAUCAUCAUCAUCAUCGUCACAUGGAGGAUUAAUCAUUAGAAAUACAUCAUCAUCGAUUCAUCAUCAUCAUCAUCAAGUAUGUCCAAUGUGUAAAAGAUCUUUUAUUGGUGACUCUAGUGAUCAUGAUUCAACACAAUCAACUGUCGAAAGUAAUACAUCUACUAGAAGACAUGGACAUGUAUUGGGAGAUGACGAUGAAGAUGAUAAUCGAAACAAUUUAAAGAAAAUGAGAAUGCCAUCACCAUAUAUGUCAAAAGAUUAUUUCCUUUUACUUGGUUCUUCUUCUUCUUCUGAAAAUAAUAACAACAAUAAUAAUAAUACAUCAUUUGGUAAUAAUACAACAACUGCGGCAGCAUUUACAGAUGAAUUUUUAAACAUUGGAUAUUAUAAGAAAUUCUUUAAAGAGGUGAUAAAGAUUGGGUCUGGUGGAUUUGGAGCUGUUUAUUAUUGUAGACAUUUGAUUAAUGGUAUCGAUCUUGGAGAGUAUGCCAUUAAAAAGGUACCGGUUGGUGAAAACUUGCCUUGGCUCUUUCGUGUAUUAAAAGAGGUGAAAGCAUUGGAAACACUUCAGAAACACAAAAAUAUCAUAAACUAUAAACAUAGUUGGUUAGAGUAUGAUCAACCUGCUGAUUUUGGUCCGCGUGUUCCUUGUCUCUACAUUUUAAUGGAGUAUGCUAACUCUGGUAAUUUACAAGGUUAUAUGGCUGAAAAUGAUGUAUUACCUGAAAAUGAAAUUUGGAGUUUUUUUAUUGAUCUUUGUCAUGGUAUUGGUUACCUUCAUCAUAGUAAUAUUAUUCAUCGUGAUUUAAAACCUCAGAAUAUAUUAUUACAUCAAUCUUAUGAUCCAGUAUGUGAUAGUCAAGUUUCACAUUUAAUGAUUAGUGAUUUUGGAACAUGUGAUUCGAUUGAUGAUAUAGCAGGCGAUCAUUUAAAUGUUGGAGGACAACAAAGAAUUAAAAGAACAGGUAAUACUGGUACAAUGGAUUAUAUUGCACCUGAACUACUGGAACGUAAUGAAAUGGGAGAAUACACAGCCUUUUGUAAUGAAAAGUGUGAUAUAUGGUCAUUGGGUAUCUUGCUCUAUGAAAUGGCAUAUGGACGUUUGCCAUUCAAGCAUGCUGGUAAUCCAUUCCUUGACGAAGACCCUAAUCGUGAUACCGAUAAACUGAUCGAGGAAAUUGAACAAUUCUCAGAUAGUAAACUUGGUCUUCCAUCAGAUCCCUCUCGCUCCAAAGAGUUAAAGGAAUUAAUUGUUGCCCUUCUUCGUCGUAAUCCACUUCAUCGACCAACUAUUGCCCAAAUCCUAUCAACUCCUUUUGUUCAAAUGAAAACAAAACAAUUAUCACUUCAUCCAAUUAAUGUAGAGAUUGAAAGAAAUGAAAGAAAGGCAGAGAUUAAAAGAAGAAAAAAUAUUGUUAAAAGAUCAAAAGAACAUAUCCAUUUGGAAGAGGAAGUAGAAGAAGUAGAGGAAAAAGAAAUCAGUUCCUCCAACAACAAAUCAUUUUACUUUGAAGAAAAAAAAGAACAAAUCACCAGUCAUGUAAAUACAAGUCCAACAAAAUCCAACAACAAUGUACAUAGUAAUAAUAAUAAUAAUAAUAAUAAUAGUGAUGGUAGUGAUACAUUGGCAGUAAUCAGUAGGAAUAUAGUGUCGAUGAUGUCAUCUUCGCAAUCCACUUCUCCUUCACAUCGACGAUUAUUAACGUCUCCUCCGCCACCCGCCAUUUCUCAUCAACAACAACAACAACAACAACAGCAACAACAACAAUUAUCACCAACUACAACAUCCAUAUCAUCUGGAUCAUCAUCAUCAUCUUCAGUAUUGAUAAAAUUAUCAAAUAUGAUUGGAAUGUCAAUUACACAGACACGUUAUAUAACGCAUCAGGUAAUUGGGAUGACAAUGUUGAUGCUUCAUUUGUGGCUUUGUGUGAGUCAUUGUUCACCUGGACUCGUCAUCUAUCCCAUUAUAUUGUUGUCUUCGAUGGCUCUUCGUGUUCCACUUCGAAAUCGUUUGCUCUAUCAAACACUGCAAACCAUUCGUCUGCUUUGGUUUGUCGGUUUGACAAUGAUGACAAGUCACCGUAGUUGUAAAUACAAUGAUGCAUCUGAUGACAUUAAUGCUAUCAUAUUAGCAUCAUUCCUUUACUUGUUUAGUAUGAUAUCAUUCUAUUCCAUCUAA